Schistocerca piceifrons (Central American locust) is the source of this 4377-nucleotide messenger RNA. RefSeq names its product mucin-5AC-like. Lineage: Eukaryota; Metazoa; Arthropoda; Insecta; Orthoptera; Acrididae. The record is from RefSeq and is a predicted model, not a curated record. Bases 1 to 4377 code for a protein of 1458 amino acids. The transcript has 9 exons.
AUGGGCCCCGCUACGUUCAUUGUCCUGCUGGCUGCUCUCUUGAUAGGAUCAGAAAAUGUUGAGAGCCAGCGCAGAGUUAUCGGCAGAGAGCCUCCUUCGACCGACGGCUGGCGCCCGGUGGCUGGCAGCACGGAGCAGCCGCGCUACAGCACGCAGGCCGUGGGCCACCCCGUGCUCGACAAGCUGAGGGCGCACCUCGAGGACGCCGAGCGCAGCAAGGUGGCCACCACGCCCACGCCCAGCGUGCUCGCCUCCUUCAGUGCGGUGGGCCCGCGGCGCGACCAGAACGCGGGCUUCUCGGGCCGCCUGGUGCCGCCCCCGCGCGACCAGCCGCCCCCCGCCGCCUUCCCCGAGGACAGCCGCGACCUGUCAGCGGCGCAGCAGACGCACCCCGGGCCCUACUACCUGCACUCGCUGCUGCCGCCCCCGCGCGCCUCCGACUUCCUGCUCGAGGGGCCGGGCGCGGGCUCCGCCUCCUCCUACGUCAGCUUCCCGCCCUUCUCCAGCGACGCGUACUUUGGCGGCAGCAAGCAGCAAGCGACGCAGCAGCUCCACUUCUUCCCGCAGCAGCCGCAGGCCCAACCCCAGACACAGACACAGCAGGACGCCUUCGGCAGUCUGCCUCAGCGACACACGUAUUACCAGCAGCAGCCGCAACAGUACCAGCAACAGCAACCACAGCAGCAGCCGGACUACGUGCUGUCGACACAGCACCGUCAGCACCCGGCCGCCGUCUCGUCGCAGUACACCAGCCACCAGGCGAUUGCCGCCGCCUCACCAGGACUCGGCGCCGGGCAAGCACCAAGUGUCUUCGGCGGACGCGAGCCGGCGGCGGCCACGUCCCGGCCGCAAGGGGCGGCCCCACCCACACACACGGCAACCGCCGGCGGCGUCACCUUCCACGGCAACAUUCGCGACGAGGCGGCCUACGUGAGCGCCUCCUCGCUGGGAGGGCAGGGCCACCGCUUCGAGACCAAGCGGCCGACGGCGUCGCUGGGCAACUACUCCCCGGGCCCCUCGCCGACUACCGUCACGCAGUACCCGCAGCAGGCCGUAGCGCUCUUCCAACAGCAGGCGUACACGCCGAGCUACGCGGAGCAGCCGGUGCACACGUCGGCCAGCGUCGUCGGCUUCACGCUGGGCGUGUCUGACGAGCGGGGCACGACCGCGGGGAGUCAAGUGGAGACGCCCGCUCAGCUCCCUCCACAGUACUUCCAGCUGCAGCAGCAGCAGCCGCAGACGUUCCUCCGCGAGCAGCCGGGCGCGCAGACCAACUCGCUGCAGCGGCCGGGCGCCGGCGUUCGUCAACCGGACGGUGUGGCGGUCGCCGACAAGCCGGGCAGGAAGCGGCGGCCUUCCGCGGGCCAGAAGAAGCCCGCGUACGCCGAGGCCACCGGGGACGUGCAGGACGCGAGGACGCCGCCCCAGCCUCCACCGCGCCAGCACAGCACGUACGUCCUGCAACAGCAGUACCAACCGGAAACGCAGCAGAAUACACAGCAGCAGAACGCCCGGCCCGCCUCCUGGCCGCCAACGGCACCUCAGGACCACGGCGCUUCCGAGCCGACAGCUCCACAACAGGUGGCUACACAGCAGGAAGCGACGCUGCGAAAGAGGCACGAAGGUCGGAGGCGGCCACCGCAGGCUCACCAGCCGGAAGCUUCCACGCAGCAACCCGUCCAGUACCAGGAAGAGGCGGCCCAGCAAGACACGCCUCGUCAGCACGCUAGGAGGCCGCCCCAGAGACAACAGUUCUCCCCGUCUGCUCGAGGCCCGACGUCUACUCCCCAGCUGGAACAACCUGCGGCCGGUGGCGAAUACCGUCCGCAGCGCCGCCGCAGACCUACCCAGACCCGGCAGGAGCGCCCGGCAGUCACUGAACCCGGUGAGCAGGACACAGCGCAACAACAAGAAGCAGCUAUCCCUCACCAACAGACGUACUACCAGAAUACGGCCAACGAGGAUGCUGCCACUGCACCAGAUGCUGCGGGCGAGGUUCCCUCUGCACCUUCAGCACCGGCAUCCGCUGAUGGUCAAGUGCCACGUGAACAUCUUCGGAGGAGGCCACAAAACAAGCAGAAGUACCAUAUCACCAUGGAUAGCGACAAGCGGACAGUCGGUAGCAACGACUGGGAACAGGCGCAGAACACUGUGAAGCCGACUCGCCCACACACGAGAAGACCAGUACAGAAACAAAACACGCAAAUCGACUUUGCUACGGAGGAGAACUCUGCUCACAGUCAGCCACAGCCCACAGCUCAGGAGGGCCGUCCGCAGCAGAGGAGAAGGCCAGUGCGUCCUCAGCACAGAAACCCUCCAGCGUCUUCGCUGAACACCUACACAGCCAGUGAGAACUAUCCCCAAACCCAAAGAGACGAAGAAACGUACACGAAUGUAGCUAACAGGCCUGAAGAAAUUCCUCGUGAAGAGGCAUCCCCAGCCCCUGCACAAAACCAGGAAGUUGAACAACAAGUUUUCACUCGGAGACCUUCUAGCAGAUAUUCUACGACUGAAAGUGUUGUCCAGGCAGCAAUAGAGUCCCAAGUCGAAGGGCAAUCGAGCCAACGCACAAGAGUUCGGCAACAGCACGUCUCCCGCAGGCCUGCGCAAGGGAGCCAGCAGGAGGAACCGACUACCGUCGCCCAUUACCGGAGGCCCCUCCACCCGUCGAGGAGACCGCAGUACAAGAAGCGCGUUCGCCCGACUAGACCGCAACCGGAAUACGACAGCGAGCCGGCUAGCCAGCAGGAAACGACAAAUGACCCCGUCAGUCAGAGCGACAAUUCGGGAGAUUACGUGCAAGACUACAGGCUGGCGGAAUUGAAGAAGGUGCAGAGGCAACGGUACAAACGGCCACAGACGUCGCAAAACUUUGCUGAAGACGUGCCGGCGCCCACUGCGGCCGUUGCCAAUACGGCUUACCAGCUGCAGUCCAGCUCGCCACUGGACGCCGAGGACAAUUAUUACGCCGUGGACCAGCAGACGGCGCCUGCUCCUGCGCAGAAGUUUCGCCAGAGGGUCAACCAACAGGGGGUUAUCCGGGGCAAGACCAAAUACCACAGGGAGCAGCUGACCGAGACAGACACGCCUUUUCCAGAGCCGACGGAGCAAGUCUACGUGGAAGAACUGCCUGUACAGACGGAAUCAGAUUUCGAGAACGAUGUACUGGGAGGCGGAACCGACGCGCGCUUUCCGUCGGCGGUGGAUUACGCCGCUGAUGAGGAAGACUCGGCCUCCGCUGUCAGCGAGCCCCCGGCGACGACGACGACGACGUCGACUACGACGAGCACCACCACAACGACGACGACUACGCCGGCACCGUCCACCAGUAGGCCUGCCAGCACCGUGUCCUCCGCUCUGGAGAAGUUGCGUCAGAGAUCAAGGUACAACGCGACGCGGCCUCGUUUCAGCGUGCGAGACUUCCAGGAGCGCCUGAACCGGCUGUCCACCAGCACUGCGGCGCCGGAGGUCUCGGCGUCAGAGACCACGGAGGCGGCGACUGUUCCGCGCUUCUCUGGCGCGCGCUACAGGGCCUCCACUGCCCCCACCUCCACCACGGCUGCCACGCCCUCCACUAGGUACAAGUACAAAAGCCGCUACCGGUCCACGCUCAGCACGUCCACUACCACAGAAGACCCGACAGUAGCGACGACGGUGGCAGCGCCGACGCCGUCGGCCUUCGUCUCGCGGCCUUCGCUGCGCACUAAGGGCAUCUUCUCGGCGGUGCGGCCCAACCCUCUGCUGCGUACGGCCACCAGCGUCGCCACCACCACCAGCACGACCACGACGACCACCACCACGACGCCGACCGCACCCACCACUGUCACCGCCGUUGCCGAGUCAGCCGACGAGGCCGACGAGACGCCGUCCGCCCCCUCGGCACCUUCUGCUCCGGGCGUCUUCGGCGUCAGGACUGCGCAGCCGGCCGUCGGCGUGGACGACGAGCAGUCUCAGUCGCUCAGGAUUGCCGAACUGACUCUGGCGACGACGGACCUGCUGUCGGCCUACUGGGCGCAGCGGGAGCCUUCGGCGCCGCCCGCUCUCUCCACGCACGCCUCCCCGCACUACUCGGCCGCUGCCGUGGACAAUGAUCACCCCAGCUCUGCCGCCACCCCCGACUCCACCUCCUACCCGGCCACGGCCGCAGACUCGUUACCGGACCAGUCGUCGACGUCGCACCAGUGGAGUGACGACGCCGUCCCGCCCACGCAGAUGAUCGCCGACCUCACGUCAUCCGCUUCGGCCUCCGACUUCUUCCAGAAGUCCGUGCCUUCCCAGCACUCACUGAGGAUCACCAUGGCAACCGACGAUCCCAUCCUGCCACUCGAGGCCUUCUUCCCCUCGUGGGGUGGGAAGGAAGACAGCAACCGGCGGUAG